AUGCAUGUGUGCAUAUUGCUGCUUGUCUUACCUUUUUUUAUGUGCGUGGGUUUUCUCUUCGCGACCAUUUGUUCGGCAUUUCUGCGCGGCCCAUCGUGCGGCAGACGUUUACCCAUUCUGGUACGCACUUUACUUUUUUCAACAUCGGUUUCACCUUUGUUCAAGGUUUUUUCUACGCUUUCCGAAACUCUUUUUACCUGUAUUCCAGGGCCGAAGCUUAUCCAGAUAAUAAAUAGGGCGAUGAGCUCAAGGAACUGCAGCCUUUCGCAAGGUAGGUUACUCUCCCGGCAGAAGCGCCCACUAGUUGUGGCACAGUUUCUCAACAAAGUUCCAAUAGAAGACCGUCAUGCGGCUACAAAUGCGCUGCUUUGCCUGGGACUCCGCGCAUACAAGAUGGUCCACGCCACCACCCCUCCAGAUAUGCAAACACUACGGUCUGCGGUUUCUGCGGAGAUCUCCGCGGUAGCCAGCGGAUCUGAGGGCUUAAAUGACCAAAAGAUAGAUGAAGGUACAGCAAGCGGGCGCCAGCGGGGGGCUGUAGAUGACGUUGAUGCGUUUCUGUUUGCACGCCGCGAACGCGGACAGGCGCCUUCAUCCUCGCCCCCUGUGGAUAGGCGUUUGGAGGGAAAUACGGAAGAGGAGGAGUUUUACACGCGUAUCGAGAGUGUAAGAAAUGUUGGCGAACCCUCAUACCACGAUAGAAUGCCCCAGUUGAUGGAGGAUGUUGAUGUAUAUUCUUCAAGUAAGAGCGGUGCGGACACCAGGGCGCUGAAUCGAUUGGCUGGCGACGGAGGUGAAAGCGACAGAGCUGCGGGCAAAUCGGGGUGCUUCACUGAUGUGCUUGAUUUUGUUACGAACUGUGCCGUAGGAAGUUUGUCAUUGUGCACUCCGACGCGCUGUCGAGAAGCAGCGAAUGUCAGCUCCUCCCCACCCGCUAACUGUUACAACGCUCCAGGUUCCGAACAACCCAACAUGGGACACGCUUCACCACUACGUGCGAGUGGAAGCCAAGACCUCCCUCUCGGUGGAAUGAAAGAGUUUAACAUGAACACAGUGGUGCCGUUGCUGGACGAUAAUGGUGUUGUUUAUCCUGUUGAAUUCAUUCACCAUCUAAUGGCCCGCAUCAAAAGCACACGCGGCGUGCGGGAAAACCCCAUUCUUGUUGCGGCCUACAUGCCACAGUCGUUGGCUGUCUACACAUUGCAGGGAAGCUUUGGGGAUCUUUACAGAAGCCUUUUGGUUUCCUACCAUGUUUCCAUGUGGUGA
Molecule: messenger RNA, 1266 nt
Organism: Trypanosoma brucei brucei TREU927
Lineage: Eukaryota; Euglenozoa; Kinetoplastea; Trypanosomatida; Trypanosomatidae
Exons: 1
Coding region: 1-1266 (421 amino acids)
Source: RefSeq, a predicted model, not a curated record